UGGCCAUCGAAAGGACGUGAGCUGCUUAUUGUCAUGCGCGCAGCGGAGGGUCCCCCUUCCGUUUGUAGAAAACAACCCGACUCAAACAAAAUUUCACGCGAGGCCUCCAUGCUCGGGUGACUCGGCGCGCUUUCUCAUGCUCUUCCGUUUCGAUUCACAGAUUGAACACGCUCAGGAGCUGUUCAUCGCCUAUGUAUGCAUCCCUGUGCGAGCGCUGCAUAGGCCUCAGUCACCGCUUUCUCCUAGAAUGCUGAUGGGCCGAGAGCUUUCUAUUCACCGUGCUUGUUACCGCGUCUCCAUGACGACUCUCGACUCUGCAACUCAGAAAUAUACCGCUGAGGUGCUCGAGCGUGGUUCUCAUCGCGCAUUCUCAACUGGAGAAAAGAUCAUUUCGUGAGCCUUGGAGGGAUGUCGACGUUCAUCCCGCUCGUCUACGACUCCAGAUGCAUGAAGGCAAUUUCAAAGUCGAGCUUGUAUGGAGCCUUAUGGCUUUCCAAUUCUUGUGGACGCGCUGAAGCGCUGAGACGUGAGUCAGUUGCCGUCCUCCAAACCCUGAGCUCAUGCGAAAGAGGUCCUUAUUGAGAUGGAGACGCGUGAUUCCCCAGUCCAAAUCGAGGCUGA
Molecule: messenger RNA, 621 nt
Organism: Mycena citricolor
Lineage: Eukaryota; Fungi; Basidiomycota; Agaricomycetes; Agaricales; Mycenaceae
Source: the annotation of a GenBank genome assembly